CUUCACCAUACAGCCACUACAGCCACUACAGCCAUACGAGUUCAUAGAGCCAAAUGAACCAAUUAGAUUCCAGGUAAUUAAUGCCCUAUCAUUGCCCCAGAAAAAACUUUACCAACGCUGCUGCUGCUGCUGACAUUCGAUUCAAUGCGCCGCCGCAAACCUCCAAAUUACAACAUCAAAAUUAGGUGGGAUGAUAAGUUAUACCAAGUAAUACCCAAGCAAAUUCUAGCGAUGCCAUUGGCCAGGUGAUUGGUUGCAGUAUUUCAAAGAUGAAGCUUCGUCAACAACCGAUAUGGCAACUCGAGCGCUAUCUUAAACCACACUCGAAUCCUUUCUCCCCACAGCUCAGAUCCUUGCGGUCCAUAUCAACAAUAUCAACGAUACCAAGAAUACCCUCUCCGUCGCGAGUCUCGAACACAUCACUCAGAUGUACAGCCUUACGAUGUAGACCAAGAUCUACUCGUACCUAUUCCACGGCUGUUUCUGCCUCCGACCUCCUCUUCGGCCAACCCGUCCAUGAAACUCACCCACAUAUCCUUGCGCCUGGCGAACUCACACCGGGUAUAACAGCACAAGAAUAUCACGAUCGUCGUGCGGCCCUCUGCCAUUCCCUACCUCCGAACUCCGCCGUUCUUCUCCCCGCCGCAACCCUCAAAUACCGGUCUGGUGCCGUUUUCUUCGCCUUUCGCCAGGAGUCCAACUUCCUAUACCUUACAGGCUUCUCCGAACCCGAAUCUCUCGCCGUACUAAGGAAGACCGGCGACGAGCUUGGUGACUACACCUUCCAUUUAUACUGCAGGUCGAAAAAUCCAAAAGAAGAGCAAUGGAGCGGCCCUUGGAGCGGAGUUGAUGCUGCGAGAGAUGUGUGGAAUGCGGACGAAGCAGACGAUAUCACGCGAGUGGACAGAACAUUAGGUUCAGUUCUACAGGGCGCAGAGAGAAUAUUCACGGACGCUGAACUGUCACAGAACGGGGCGCCUACAAAAGUAGGCAACCUAUUGUGUUCAGUGGCCCCCAAGGCGAGUGUAUCACCCCUAAGGCCUCAUGUUAACGCUCUCCGUGCCAUCAAAUCCCCGGCAGAAAUCGCCAAUAUGAGGCGCGCAGGUCAAGUAUCCGGUAGGGUCUUGACGGAAGCCAUGCGGCGGCCGUGGAAGUAUGAAAACGAAUUGGCUGCGUUUCUAGGUUACCAAUACCAAAUGUCUGGUCUAGACGGGCAUGCGUAUAUCCCUGUUGUAGCUGGAGGUUCAAAGGCAGUACUCAUCCACUACGUCUUAAAUAAUGGCACGUUCAAUGACUCGGAGUUUGUACUCGUGGACUCUGGUGGCGAGUACGGAACAUAUAUCACUGAUAUAACAAGAACAUGGCCUGUUUCGGGGAAGUUCAGUCAGCCGCAGAAGGACUUGUAUAAUGCUGUUCUUCGCGCCCAGCGAUCAUCCAUCUCGCUCUGUCGCGCGAGCGCCAAUGUCACUCUCGACAAAUUACACCAAAUCACGGAUAAUGCCCUCCGCGAUGAGCUCCAAAUGCUCGGCUUCAACCUAAGAAGCCAAGACGCCAUGGGAACGCUCUUCCCACAUCAUGUUGGGCACUACAUCGGGCUCGAUGUUCAUGAUACUCCCGGCUACCAGCGAAACAUAACGCUGCAAAAGGGUCACUGCAUCACGAUCGAGCCCGGCAUCUACGUGCCCGACGACAGCAGGUGGCCCAAGGCCUUCCGAGGUAUGGGUAUUCGAAUCGAAGAUAGUAUAUGUGUGGACGACGAUAGCCCCUUAAACCUAACUGCGGAGGCGGUUAAGGAGAUUGAUGACAUCGAAGCAUUAAGAAACUAGACGAUAUUCACGACAGUGAAUUGUAUACCUACCUACCUAUA
This is a messenger RNA of Daldinia caldariorum, 1867 nucleotides long. Its product is annotated as Creatinase/aminopeptidase. Lineage: Eukaryota; Fungi; Ascomycota; Sordariomycetes; Xylariales; Hypoxylaceae. The coding region runs from base 270 to 1826 and encodes 518 amino acids. Gene Ontology annotation, molecular function: manganese ion binding; metalloaminopeptidase activity. The record is from RefSeq and is a predicted model, not a curated record. Gene Ontology annotation, cellular component: mitochondrion. The transcript has 2 exons.